UCCCAGAGAAGAAACCAAGGAACCGAAAGACGCGCGCACGCACGGCUCACGCUCCAACGCCCAGAUCCCUCCCAUUUCAGGAAAAGAAAGGGACUCAGCCCAAUUCCGAGGCACUCCGUUCGGGGAUGGUCGCGAGCGAGAGCCAGAAGAAUCCGGCCGAGGUGGCGCCCGCGCCCGCGCCCGCGCCGGCUGCGCGGAGCAUCCCGGAGGAGGCGCGGCUGCUGCUGCACGAGCUGGCGGCGGAGUGGGAGGACGUGGCCGACUGCCAGGAGCCGGAGGUGGUGCCGCUUAAGGGGGCCAUGACCAACGAGGUCUACCAGGCGCGGUGGACCACCGGGGCCGGCGGGGACGGCGGCGAGGCGGGGGAAAGGAAGGCGAGGAAGGUGGUGGUGAGGGUGUACGGGGAUGGCGUGGAGCUGUUCUUUGACAGGGAGGGCGAGGUGCUCACGUUCGAGUGCAUGUCGAGGCACGGAUACGGCCCGCGCCUCCUCGGCCGCUUCCCCAACGGCCGCGUCGAGGAGUUCAUCCACGCCAGGACACUUUCAGCUGCUGACCUACGUGAUCCAGAAAUUUCAGCUAUUAUAGCCUCCAAGUUGAGGGAAUUUCACAACUUUGAUAUGCCAGGUCAAAAAACUGUUCUCCUUUGGGAAAGAUUAAGGAACUGGCUCAAAACUGUCAAGAGCUUGUGCUCCUCUGAUGAAGCCGAAGAGUUCUCGUUGGAUAGCAUGGAGAAGGAGAUCAAUGCAUUGGAGAAUGAAUUUUCAGGGGAAUGCCGGUCCAUAGGAUUUUGCCAUAAUGAUCUCCAGUAUGGAAAUAUCAUGAUUGAUGAAGAGACCAAAUUGCUGACCAUCAUUGACUACGAGUAUGCUAGUUUUAACCCAGUCGCCUAUGACAUCGCAAACCAUUUCUGUGAGAUGGCCGCAGACUACCAUUCAGAAAAGCCGCAUAUACUGGACUACAAUAAAUAUCCAGAUGCCGAUGAGCAGAAGCAAUUUGUGCAGACCUACCUGGGCUCUUCGGGCGAAGAACCUGACUCAGAGGAGGUCGAAAAUCUGAUCAAAAGCAUUGAAAAGUACACCCUUGCUAGCCAUCUGAUCUGGGGCCUCUGGGGAAUAAUUUCGGACCAUGUUAACGACAUCGACUUCGACUAUAAGGAAUACGCGAGGCAAAGGUUCGAGCAGUACUGGCUGAAGAAGCCUGUGAUCCUAACUUCUCAGGUUGCUGGGUAGAUCCCGGACCGGGCAUCAGGUUCUGCACUGAUAGCCUCUGCUGCACAUAGCUUGUCCAGUGUUGUCGAUGCAUCGAGGCCUGUCCCAGGGAUACAAGGUUGUGAGGAAAGGCUAGCUGAACCCAGAGGUCAGGCCAUCAGGGAGAUCAGAGCUUUGUUCAUUUGGUAGUUCGGGUGUUCAUAGCGUCAAGGCGACAGAUGUUAAUAAAGUCCCAGAUCGCUUGUUGUGUGAUGA
This is a messenger RNA of Phragmites australis (common reed), 1463 nucleotides long. RefSeq names its product probable choline kinase 2. Gene Ontology annotation, molecular function: ethanolamine kinase activity; choline kinase activity. Bases 126 to 1229 code for a protein of 367 amino acids. NCBI's taxonomy places the organism in Eukaryota, Viridiplantae, Streptophyta, Magnoliopsida, Poales, Poaceae. Gene Ontology annotation, biological process: phosphatidylcholine biosynthetic process; phosphatidylethanolamine biosynthetic process. The transcript is spliced from 7 exons. The record is from RefSeq and is a predicted model, not a curated record. Gene Ontology annotation, cellular component: cytoplasm.